AUGGAGUCUCAAUAUGUUAGUUUACAGAUGAAACACCAGGUAAAAACACCAGAAGGAAACCUAACUGUAUGGACAGAAUUCGUCCUUUGGGAGUUUGCUGAUGUUCCCCAUCUCCAGUGGUUUCUGUUUGGAAUGUUCUUUGUCAUCUACAUGAUCAUCCUGCUGGGCAAUGGAACUAUAUUGGUAAUAACCAAAGUGGAACCUGCUCUCCACACCCCCAUGUACUUUUUCUUUGGCAAGUUUUCCUUUGUGGAGAUCUGUUAUGUUUCAGUUACUCUCCCCAGAAUGCUCAUGAAUCUCGGGACCCAGAGAAGGACCAUCUCUUUGGUUGCCUGUGCUACACAGAUGUGCUGUGUUCUUGUACUGGGAGCAGCAGAAUGUUUCCUUCUAGUAGUAAUGGCCUAUGACCACUAUGUGGCCAUUUGUAACCCUCUGCAGUAUCCUCUGGUCAUGACCCACAAGGUCUGUCUCCAGUUGGUGGCUGCCUCCUGGAUCAGUGGAAUUCCUAUCCAGGUAGGGUUGACAUUCCAGAUAUUUUCUCUACCAUUUUGUGCUUCCAGAGUAAUCAACCACUUCUUCUGUAACAUUCCCCCAGUACUUAAGCUGGCCUGUGGGGAGAUGUUCACCAAUGAGCUGAUGGUCUACAUGACUGCUCUGCUGUUUGUAUCGGCCCCAUUUCUGUUCAUUCUUAUCUCCUAUAUCAAAAUCAUCUCUACAGUCCUUAAAUUGCCAUCAAUCACAAGCAGGGCCAAAGCCUUCUUUACCUGCUCAUCUCAUCUUACAGUGGUGCUGUUAUUCUUUGAAUCAGCCAUUAUUACAUAUUUAAGACCUGAGGCUAGUCAUUCCGCAGAAGCUGACAAAGUGCUUUCUCUUUUCUAUACUAUUGUGACUCCCAUGUUUAACCCCAUGAUGUAUAGCCUGAGGAACAAGGAUGUCAAAAGGUCAUUGAGAAAAUUAUUAUGUAGUUUAUGUGAAUCAAUGUAA
Messenger RNA from Sciurus carolinensis (gray squirrel), 984 nucleotides. Its product is annotated as olfactory receptor 10AG1-like. Gene Ontology annotation, cellular component: membrane. The record is from RefSeq and is a predicted model, not a curated record. The coding region runs from base 1 to 984 and encodes 327 amino acids. Gene Ontology annotation, molecular function: olfactory receptor activity; G protein-coupled receptor activity. The transcript is spliced from 2 exons. Lineage: Eukaryota; Metazoa; Chordata; Mammalia; Rodentia; Sciuridae. Gene Ontology annotation, biological process: G protein-coupled receptor signaling pathway.